CCCCUCCCUCUCUCUCAUACACACACACUCGCAGCAGCAGCAACAACUACAGUUUGAAGCCGUGGCAUGAAUGAUCUCAUCUCAACCUGAUCUCCGCUUUCCCUGCCGUCGAUCCUAUGAGCCAGGACAAGAGUAAAAUAACACAAACUCCAGGUGAGCGACUAACUGCACACUCUCUAGAAACACAUAAUAGAGCCCCGGUCAAUGGUUAGAUUCUCCAGGCGCGGGGUGAUUUUUAGGAGGAGGGGGCUCUGGAGCGGAGCCGCGUUGAAAACUCUUGUUUUCGGCCAAAGAGGGAGGAAGCGUCUCGGCGCAGGGAGAACGACCAAGUACUAAGUAAUCCUUUAGUCCGGUUGUUAUCAGUAUGAAAAUUAUGAUCCAGUGAGUAUAUGUUUGGCUUUUACCCUAUCACUGAUAGGGUUUUCCAUUUUUAUAUAAUCCGUCCAGCGGUCCAGCAUCCCAUCUUCGCUCAGCAGUUAGCCAUGUAAGCCGUUAGCCUGUAGCAUAAAAUGGCCUCAUUGUCGUUGAGUGAAUUUGGUGCUGAAAAGACAAAAGCGUGCGAAAGGAACAGAGGGCAAAGCUGCAGUUCUGUGGCUCUCGGGUUAACAUGUAUAUAUUCCAAAAGGCCAUUGUCAGUCACUAGGCAGACCAGAAAACGAUUCCAUGAGCUACCGAUGUUUUAGAGCAGAAUUCUGAUUUUAACACUGAACCGAGCUAACAGUGCUAAUAGAAGUCUUCGGUGGGGGAUGGGUGUUUCAGGCUUUAGCCAUUGACGUAAAACGAGGCCGCAUUUUGUUUGGCUUUUUCUUCCUCCUCCAGCUCCUGACAUAUGAACAGUCGCACCGUGUAAUAACAGUUUUUCAAUAUAUGUCACAGUAUAAACAGCGAAAUUCACUAAAAUGACAAGUUUUCACCGUCGGUUAAGUGAUUUCAGCGCCUUUGAAGUCAACCAGGUUAACUUAGUCUAAUUUCCUGAUUCGCGCUGAUCUCCGUAUACAGUUUAUUUCCUAUGACAUGGGAUUACAAUUCUAAAUAAACUGAACAAACCGGGUCCAAGUAAUUUGUUUUGAAUUAUAGCAUAUACCUAAAUCCCACGCGUUGUUCCGAUGUUAAUUCUUCCAUAUAAGUCAUCUUAACUUGUUUCAUCUUAUUUCAUCAUCCCACGUUACUAUAAUGUAUUUGUUUAUCUGUGGCUGAUGCCAACCUAUACGUUAAAUAUUACCGUUUAAAAACAUUCGAGAAUGCAUUAAAGACCAUAUAUAAAUUUUAAAAAAUGCACUGGUAAACAGACAAACAAUCUGAGAUGAGAAUACAAAUAAGUCUUAGCCAAGUUAUAAGACAUUUAACUUUUAUCAGAUGUGGUAAAAGGGUAGAUAAUGGUACAGUCAAAAAGUGGUCAUAUUACAUGAUUAAAUGUAUAGCUAACGUACAACAUUUAGCCCCGUGACUUUCCCUCCUCUGUUUACUUGGUUUGACCAUAAGAAUACAGUUGUUCUUUUAUCUGUUAUGGUUUUAAGAGCAUGGUCGUGAUUUAACUUAAUGGCUGAAUUAACUUGUAAACUUGAUUUUAUUAGACUUUGUAUUUUCCUUGUUAUUGUCCAUGAGUUGUCCAUGUGAAAGAGCUCCUAAUAUCCUCCGUUGGAUUAAAAGUGUGGUAUACCAUCACUCUGUGGUUUGACCCUUAGUUUUAGGGAUUGGAACAAAGAAUGUUAAUUGGGCUAAUAAUGACGCAUUUCUGUGUUGUUCUGGCUAUUGAUACGUCUUUUUAUUUACUUAUAUGAGUGUGAUGUGUGUUAGAAAUAGGGCAGGGUUGUUGCAUAAGUUGUAAUAUUUGCCUGCUGUGGUUGCUUGCUGACACUGACCCAUUUCUGCCUCUUUUGUUGUUUUUCCUUACCGUUACUGUGUAGAUUUUAUGCUUUUAACCUUGUCUUAAUUCAUAUCCUCCAGAUAUAUCCUGCAAAACUCGCAAACUCUUAAAUGUGCAUUGCACACCAGAUAUAUUUACAAUCUCAUGUCCGUAUGUGUUACCUCUAUUUUCAAGCAUUUCUUGGCUUUUUUUUAAUGCAUCCCAAUUUUUGUUACAUGUCUUUUUCUUUAGGUAGCUAGUCAUCUUUAGUGUCUUUUAUUUAACAGGAACUGCAGCACAAACGCACCAUACCAGGAGACCACACGUGCAUUGAUUCUUCAAUCUUUGUAUUUUAGCCCUCCAGGUUUCUACAGCAAUGAGUCUGACUCCUUAAUGUCCACUAUCAGAGAAUGUUGUUACCUGUGUGCAGUAAGGAGUCAAAGGCCUCCUGAGACUUCUGAGUUUCAGGUACUAGUCUGUGUUUGUCUGAGAAUUCAGACUCAAACUUCUUCAAACGUUGUGUUUGUGAAGCCCGUCAUUUGAUCAAUCCAUUGAAGAUGUGCUGUAGUUAAAUAUUUCUCUCUCUCUCUCAGAGGAACAUUCUACAGGCAAUAAUUGUCAUUUGACACAAGAAUGAUGAAGAAAUAUGGGCCACAUCUGCUUUCUAAAAUGUGGCUCACAGCGUAGCCUAAUUUAAACAUCUCCAACGAUUUAGAUAUCAGUGGAUCAGAAGAAGAACAUCAUUGGCGAAGAUGGGGCCCACUUUGUGGUGUACAGACGUGGCUGCACAAAGACCCGUAAGUCAAAGCUGUAUGUGGGCCAGAAAAACCAUUCCCUAUAUUUAUUGGCCAUUGUACAGUCCAGCAGUGUUAAAGUAUUGAAUAAAAUCUGGUUAAUUAAAUCAAUCCUUUGUCUAUUAUUUCAAUUUGUCAUCCAACUGUUCUAAUCUCAAUGGAGUCUAAUUUCUCAGUAAUUCAGCCCUAAAUGAAAAUAUUUCCACCUUGUUGGUUUUCUUUGAAUUGUGACAGUAACCACGUAUUUUAGUAAAUUAAGUUUUACUAGAAACAAGUGGGGUACUGUUAUGAUACUGCCUAACAGAACUUAACUGUUUUUCUUCAGUGAAAGGCUUUGAAGGCCAGCGGUAAGACACUUUUUUUGAGACUAGUUUUUGUCAUUGUGCUUUUUUUUUUAACUAAAUGUGUGGCCAGUAGAAAACUGAACCAAGUGAAGUGAUUCACCAACAUGCCCUGCCCACAGGUUUUUACACAGAGGAGAAAGAGAGACAUGCACACGGACACUGCUCACUAUUUUUCCUACAGAUGGAAAAUAAAGUGUCACAGUUGGUCAUCUGAGCUCAGCCAUUUGUUUUACAUACAUUCGUCUAUCUUGGAAGUUGCAGGCCUUUAUUGUUAGCAGUUCUUACUGUCAGAUGUCUGCGUUGGAAGUCAAGUGCAGUAAAGGAAGUUGACUCAUUUUUUCCUUCCCCUCCCCAGUGAAGAGAAAGUAAAAAUCUAGUUCUGCUAGUUUCUGAAGUGUGACGUGCAUAGAACCCGACACCUGAUCUUCCUGGUAAAUAUCAGUGGUUCUUUACGGUGCUCUUCUGUUUGGUGUAUGUUGUGAAUGCCGGUUUCUAAAUUCUCAUCUUUACCCUCAGAAGCACUUUAUUGAGCAGGAUAAAUAAUUUUUUGUAUUUUUGAAUCACAGGUGGCAGUGGAACAGAGCAGUCAUGUAUUGCUGAUGUAACUUUUUUUCUCUGCUGACUUUGAUGCAGCGUCCGUCUUUAGUUGGUAACCCUGCUAUUUUCGGUGGUUCAGUGGUCUGUUAAAAGUGUGGUUGUUCCGCCCAGCAGGAGUCUUGCUUCAGACUGGCCUAAAAUGGGCAGAAAUGGUGCUGAACAAAAGCUGCUUGUCGCUCGUACAAAAGUACUUGAAGCAUUGACGCAGCCAGGACCAAGCUGCAUUGCUAAUGCCUGUGCCUCUCAACAGGAAAGAGAGGCAACAUGUUUCCGAAGGGCACCAAGCGCAAGUUCUCAGACUCUGGGGAGGAGGCAGGCUCCAACGGGGACCAGGGCCAGGCAGCAUCAACAUCUGUGGCAGCCCCUCGGACGCUGACGUCCUCCUACAGUCUACAACGACAGUCACUGCUUGACAUGUCGCUGAUCAAGCUGCAGCUCUGCCACAUGUUAGUAGAGCCGAACCUGUGUCGCUCUGUGCUGAUUGCCAACACGGUGCGGCAGAUCCAGGAGGAGAUGACCCAAGACGGCACCUGGCAAAUCAUGACCCAGGCCUUGGCCGCUGCCCAGUGUCCUUCAGACCGCCUGGUGGCCACAGAAGUGCUAUGCCGGCAGACAGACCCUGCAACAGCAGCACAGGCUGGACAGAGCCCAAAACCCUUCUCUGUGGUCGGUCUGGAAGAAGGCUACCACUCUGAGGAGGUGGUAAUGGAGGGAGAGGUGGAGACUGAGGUCACUAUGUCCACCUUGUCUCCGGUCUCACAACAGAUGCCCUCUGCAUCUUAUUUGGCAGGGCCCUUUGGCAUGGGACCCUGCUGGGAGGAGGAAGACGAAGAUGGUGAUGGGGAAGAUGAGGACGACGACGAGGAGGACAGUGAGGAGUGUGUGUCAGAGGGCGAAGAAGGCGAUCGGGAUCACCUGAGAGCUGACUCCAGAACAGGGGAACAGGUUUUUGGGACAUUUGAAAUUAAGCAUCCGGUGCCACCCGCUGACCCAGCGCUUGAGGAACUGUUUUCUGACGUGGACCCUUCCUACUAUGACCUGGACACGGUGUUAACAGGCAUGCAGAGCUCCCCCAAGAUGGGACCGUAUGAUCUGCUUGAAAGCCUCUCCUCUCAUGGCCCAACAACCCUGAGCUCCAGCUCCACCUGCAGGUCGGAUCUGAACGAACUAGACCACAUAAUGGAGAUCAUAGUGGGCUCCUGAAAACAGAACAUUCCUCUGGCCUGUACUGAACCCACAGAUUCUUUCCAGUCUAUGCACCGUUACACGUGCAUGUCCUGUAUGUGGUGUUUUUACAUGCAAAAACAGUUGGCAGUUUUGGGGCAAACUGGAAAACUAACAUCUGAAUCACACAUUUUUGGCAGUUGCUAGAGUGACAGUCAGUUCGAUAAACAAGAGAUUAUGAAAGAAGAAUGCAUUUUAAAAUUGGGACUGUCCCUUUAAAAUUAACACGUUUAACACAUCUUACAAUAUAUAUCAUGCUGUUUGUUCCUGGACACAUUUUUCAAUGAAUGUUGCAUUUCUGUCACUCAUUGUUUGUUUCUGUUCCUAUAGCCAGGUGCUGGAUAAAGCAGUGUCCAUGUCAACAUUCACAGCUAAACAACAUGACACGGUCUGUUGCUGAUAAACCAAAAAUGCAUUUUCAGAACACAGAGAGAAAACACGGUCCUCAGUACUAUACCACUAGAAUCACACUGUGUCUUGCUGGAUUCAAUGGUUACAGUUUAAAACUGGUGCAGGACUUUCAAAGCUGUAUAAAUUGCUGUAUCAGAAAUCUGUCUCAGUCCUGUCCUGAACUGAUGUGUAGGCAGCAGUUAGUUUCCCAGUUGGUACACAAAACCCCAAAACUGACCAGUACUCUGAGAAGGCAAAGAUAAUUACUCAUAAAAUGACGCAUUCUUCUUCAUGUUUUUUCAUUGUUUACGUCUGUCAUGCUCCCUCCGUCUGGCUGCCAUUAGCCAUCUGUCCAUUUAUUUAUUGUUACAUGGACUAAGGAACAACUCGCAUCACACUACACCCAUUUGAAACCAGAACAAAUUGUAAAUCCAAAUCUAUGAAUCAAUGCAUAUUUUCCUAAAGAUUUGAGCAAUUAUGAAUGGAAUAUAUGUAUAUGUAUGUAUGUGUAUAUAGAAAUAUAUUUUUUUGCAUUACAGUUGGGGGAACUUUACAGGUAUCAUUUGAUAUUUUUUUUUCCCUCUCACCAUCCCAGGUGAUUUAAAAAAAUGUAGCCAGACUUGAGACCUUGUCUUCCCACACUUUGAUAAAGAAAUAGCCGCUGUCUGCUGUCACAUCAUUGGCGCUGUUUUUCAUAUUUUCUUCAAAAGCUUUACACAGGGCAAGAAAUUUACUACUGACCACCAACAUGGGCUUUGUAUUAGAAGUGGACGCAGUCAUAAGGCAGCAGCUCAAUUAGUGUUGAAAAUAAUUAGUAUGAUUGGAACCAUAAGCUUGGUUUUCUAAUGUUUACUGGUGUUGUAAAUCAAACCUGGUAUUACACUGAUGUGGAGAUAAACUACUUUCUAAUCUACAACCAGCAAAGGCCCCCUCUGGUGGUGGAUCAGUGGUCACCCUGGUUGAAGUCACAGUUGAGAACUAACAUUUAAUUAACACAUCUUCUAAACAGAGUACAUUUUUAACUGGGAAACCAACCAAAGUACUGACCCAAUACUGGUUUAGAUUUUUCUUUUCUCAGAAGUUAACAUUAACCAGCUGACCACUUCAGGCAGAGAUCCUGCUCUUUCUUUUUUCCUUGACACCUCAGAAAUAAACAAAAGCAGCUUUUUUUCAUAAGCGUUUGGAGAAACCCUGGACUGAUAACUGCAUCAAGAAGCCAUAUUUCUUUCUGUCAUUUGUUGGAACUACAAAUGAAGAAUUCUUUUUGUUAACCCAUCUCUAACUUAUUGUUUUUAUUUAUUGUAUUUAUUUUAUCUAGGUACAGACUUCAUUGGCCAGAUGAAAUUAUAUGUAUCCAAAUUCAGCCCUCUGUUUGAAUACAGUAAUGACUUAUUACUCACGUUUUCAUUUUAACUUCACUAAUACUAUUACUAGUAUUACAGGAACCGGGUUAAUAUUCAAAUCACUAUGCAGCUCUGUCAUACAUGUUUCUACAAUGAUUGUAUACAACUCCACUGUCCAUUAAGUCCUUUUAUGCAAAACAGUUGCCUUUUCUCCUGAAGAUGUGGAAGAAAAAAAUCAAAUGCAUUUUUGUCCAAUUGUUCCUGAUGGUGAUGCAGAUAAACUCAGGCAAACAGGAUGUUAUGAAUCAAGUACAGUAUUACCACAGACUUGAUAGCUGAGCGCCACACUCCUGAAGGAUGUCACUCUGGUCUGAUUGGGAGCUAGAACUUUAAAGACUAAUUACCAUUGUAAAAUGUAUGCAUUUUUUUUAUAUCAAGGAAAUGAAAAAAAAACAUUGUAGCAUCUUUGUAAAUAUUUUUUAUAAUAAAAGGUGCAACUAUU
Messenger RNA from Cynoglossus semilaevis (tongue sole), 7040 nucleotides. It is a transcript of the gene cdca4, whose product is annotated as cell division cycle associated 4. Gene Ontology annotation, molecular function: transcription regulator activity. Gene Ontology annotation, cellular component: nucleus. Bases 3846 to 4784 code for a protein of 312 amino acids. Lineage: Eukaryota; Metazoa; Chordata; Actinopteri; Pleuronectiformes; Cynoglossidae. The record is from RefSeq and is a predicted model, not a curated record. The transcript is spliced from 3 exons.